ACGGUUUACUUCUCCCCUGUCUUUCUUUGUUGCUGUUCUUCUUCGGCUCCUUCGUCGCUGUUCGACUUCGCUCCUCGAAGCCGCUCCCUUCCUGUUGGAUCGAAGUCACUACAUUUUGAUCGGAAGCAACGAUGGGAGCUCGCUCGCUGCGAAGGUAACUUUCUCCCUUUCGCGUGCUUCUUCGGCCAAAUCCCCUAAAUCCGCCGAAUCAGAGGAUUUCGGAAAUCCGGGAUUUACCACGAAAAGGGUUAAUUUUCCGUCUACGGAGGCUUUCAUUUGCCGUGAGAUUUGGUUUUGCAUUUUAGGCCGUUUGGCUGGAUUUAGCUCAAAUCCGGCAUUAAUCCUGCUACCAAACAGCCCCUGCGUGGCUGUCAUGGCUUCUACGCCGAUGAUCCUCGACCCGAAGCCCCCUCCGACGCCGGCAGAUCUUCCACCAGCGAGCUUUUCUGCUGUUCGGACGGACUCGAUCCUCUCUGGUGACGAGGAGGAGGAUCUAUAUGGCCGCCUCAAAUCCCUCCAGCGACAGCUCGAGUUCAUCAACAUCCAGGAAGAGUACGUCAAAGAUGAGCAUAAAAACCUCAAACGGGAGCUACUUCGGGCGCAGGAGGAGGUCAAGCGGAUCCAGUCCGUGCCACUCGUCAUCGGCCAGUUCAUGGAAAUGGUUGAUCAAAACAACGGCAUCGUCGGGUCAACCACUGGAUCAAAUUACUAUGUUCGAAUUCUCAGCACCAUUAACCGUGAGCUGCUUAAGCCGUCUGCGUCGGUUGCUCUCCACCGACAUUCUAAUGCCCUUGUCGACGUACUACCGCCUGAGGCCGAUUCCAGUAUUUCUCUCCUCAGCCAGUCGGAGAAACCAGACGUAACGUACAACGAUAUUGGUGGUUGUGAUAUUCAGAAACAGGAAAUUCGUGAAGCUGUCGAGUUACCCCUUACACAUCACGAAUUGUACAAGCAAAUAGGCAUUGACCCACCUAGAGGUGUUCUUCUUUAUGGUCCUCCUGGUACUGGGAAGACCAUGCUUGCUAAAGCUGUGGCUAAUCAUACAACUGCUGCUUUUAUUAGAGUUGUUGGCUCAGAGUUUGUUCAGAAGUACUUGGGUGAGGGACCGAGGAUGGUUCGGGAUGUAUUCCGCCUUGCUAAAGAGAAUGCACCUGCUAUUAUAUUUAUAGAUGAGGUGGAUGCCAUUGCUACUGCACGUUUUGAUGCACAAACUGGAGCAGAUAGGGAAGUUCAGCGUAUUCUUAUGGAACUCCUGAAUCAGAUGGAUGGUUUUGACCAAACAGUUAAUGUUAAAGUCAUAAUGGCAACUAACCGUGCUGACACUUUGGAUCCUGCCCUUAUACGUCCUGGUAGACUUGAUCGGAAAAUUGAGUUCCCUCUACCUGAUAGGCGGCAGAAAAGGCUUGUUUUUCAGGUCUGUACUGCUAAAAUGAAUCUUAGUGAUGAGGUUGAUUUGGAAGACUAUGUUUCUAGACCUGAUAAGAUUAGUGCAGCUGAGAUCGCAGCUAUUUGCCAGGAAGCUGGGAUGCAUGCAGUCCGCAAAAAUCGUUAUGUCAUCCUUCCCAAAGACUUCGAGAAAGGCUACCGAACUAAUGUGAAGAAACCUGACACAGACUUUGAUUUCUACAAGUAAAAGCCAUAUAGGGCACAUGGCUUCAUACUUAAUGGAAGGGGUUAGUCUAAGAAUACAUCAUUCUGUUUUGUCAAGUCUUAGACAUUUGAAUUGAUUUUGGUUGAAUUGACAGGAAGCGUUGUUACUGUACUCAGAAUUUUAUCACACAGUUUUUUAUGCUUCGAAA
Molecule: messenger RNA, 1799 nt
Organism: Dendrobium catenatum
Lineage: Eukaryota; Viridiplantae; Streptophyta; Magnoliopsida; Asparagales; Orchidaceae
Product: 26S proteasome regulatory subunit 6B homolog
Exons: 6
Coding region: 374-1633 (419 amino acids)
Biological process (GO): proteasome-mediated ubiquitin-dependent protein catabolic process
Cellular component (GO): proteasome regulatory particle, base subcomplex
Molecular function (GO): proteasome-activating activity; ATP binding; ATP hydrolysis activity
Source: RefSeq, a predicted model, not a curated record